Solanum tuberosum (potato) is the source of this 552-nucleotide messenger RNA. RefSeq lists its product as uncharacterized. NCBI's taxonomy places the organism in Eukaryota, Viridiplantae, Streptophyta, Magnoliopsida, Solanales, Solanaceae. The record is from RefSeq and is a predicted model, not a curated record. The coding region runs from base 142 to 489 and encodes 115 amino acids. The transcript is spliced from 2 exons.
GCCAAGCAUAUCCAGAUUCCCCUGCUGUCUCUCUGACGGCAACAACAACAAGUAGUGUGCGUGUAUGAAUUGCUAUACAAAUUCUCUCUUUUUGUGUUUCUUCUGAUCAAUUUCAUCAAUUCAAAUCUGCUAUUAAUUAUUAUGUGUUGUUUGAUGGGCUCACAAGGCGUUGUGUUGGCAACAGCUGUGGUUGUUUCUGCGGGCACUAUUGUUGUGUUUGAUCUUCUUCGCCAAAAGUAUUUAUCAAUUGCAGAGCUUGAACUAACCAACAAUAAUCAAAAAUCUCCACGCCAAAACCCUCUUCUCAAGUCUUGCUUAUCUUCAGGUGACAGUUUUCAUGUUACAGGUGAAAAGAACAUGAAUUCGAGGAGGAAGAAGAAAAGGGUUCAUUUUGCAGCAGAUGUGAAAGAUUCUAAUAGUAAUGGCGAGGAGUACAGAAGAGGGGGUAGAAAUACAAGAAAUUUUAGUAUCCUCCCAAUUUGGUUGUAAAUCGUGAUGUAUGAAAAAGUACUUCAGAAUAUUUUGUAUGUCUAGAUUCAAUUGUUUUCUAAA